This is a messenger RNA of Sorex araneus (European shrew), 3660 nucleotides long. RefSeq names its product Rac GTPase activating protein 1 (gene RACGAP1). Gene Ontology annotation, biological process: signal transduction. Bases 68 to 1966 code for a protein of 632 amino acids. The transcript has 17 exons. The record is from RefSeq and is a predicted model, not a curated record. Lineage: Eukaryota; Metazoa; Chordata; Mammalia; Eulipotyphla; Soricidae.
CCGAGGCGGCCCCGGCUGGGGCUUCGCGGACGGUCUGGUGGGCGCAGGGGUCUGCGAGAAGAGAAAGAUGGAUACUACAAUGCUGAAUUUGCGGAAUCUGUUUGAGCAGCUUGUACGCCGGGUGGAGAUUCUCAGCGAAGGAAAUGAACUCCAAUUCAUCCAGUUGGCAAAGGACUUUGAGGAUUUCCGUAAAAAAUGGCAGCGAACAGACCACGAGCUGGGGAAGUACAAGGAUCUUUUGAUGAAAGCAGAGACGGAGCGCAGUGCUUUGGAUGUUAAGCUGAAGCACGCACGCAACCAGGUGGACGUGGAGAUCAAACGGAGACAGCGAGCCGAGGCUGACUGUGAAAGGCUGGAAAGACAGAUUCAGCUGAUUCGAGAGAUGCUCAUGUGUGACACAUCUGGUAGCAUUCAACUAAGUGAGGAGCAAAAAUCCGCUCUUGCUUUUCUCAACAGAGGCCAACCACCCAACAGCAGCGUGGGGAACAAAAGAUUGUCAACUAUUGAUGAAUCUGGUUCCAUUUUAUCAGAUAUCAGCUUUGACAAGACUGAUGAAUCACUGGAAUGGGAUUCUUCCUUGGUAAAAACUUUUAAACUGAAGAAGAGAGAAAAGAGGCGUUCUAAUAGUCGACAGUUCAUUGACGGUCCCCCUGGACCUGUAAAGAAAACACGCUCCAUUGGGUCCACAGCAGACCAGGCUAAUGAAUCCAUUGUAGCAAAAACUACAGUGACUGUUCCCAAUGAUGGUGGCCCCAUUGAAGCUGUAUCUACCAUUGAGACUGUGCCAUAUUGGACCAGAAGCCGAAGAAAAACAGGUACUUUACAGCCUUGGAACAGUGACUCUACCUUGAGCAACAGACUGCUGGAAGCAAGGACUGAGACAGAUGCUUCUGGCACUCCUCAGAAUGGCGGAGGGAUGCGCCUGCAUGACUUUGUGUCUAAGACGGUUAUUAAGCCUGAAUCUUGUGUACCGUGUGGAAAGCGGAUAAAAUUUGGCAAGUUGUCUCUGAAAUGUCGAGACUGCCGUGUAGUCUCUCAUCCCGAGUGUCGGGACCGCUGUCCCCUUCCCUGCAUCCCCACACUGGUUGGAACACCUGUCAAGAUCGGAGAGGGAAUGCUGGCAGAUUAUGUAUCCCAGACUUCUCCAAUGAUCCCCUCCAUUGUUGUCCACUGUGUAAAUGAGAUUGAGCAGAGAGGGCUGACUGAGACAGGACUGUAUCGGAUCUCAGGUUGUGACCGGACAGUUAAAGAGCUGAAAGAGAAAUUCCUCCGAGUGAAAACUGUGCCCCUUCUUAGCAAGGUGGAUGAUGUUCAUGCCAUCUGCAGCCUCUUGAAAGACUUCCUUCGAAACCUCAAAGAACCCCUCCUGACCUUUCGUUUAAACAAGACCUUCAUGGAAGCAGCAGAAAUCACAGAUGAGGACAACAGCGUAGCUGCCAUGUACCAGGCUGUUGGUGAACUGCCCCAGGCCAACAGAGACACAUUAGCUUUUCUCAUGAUUCACUUGCAGAGAGUGGCUCAGAGCCCAGACACUAAAAUGGAUGUGACCAAUCUGGCUAAAGUCUUUGGCCCUACAAUAGUUGCUCAUGCUGUACCCAAUCCAGAUCCAGUGGUGAUGCUACAGGAUAUCAAGCGUCAACCCAAGGUUGUAGAACGCCUGCUCUCCCUUCCCCUGGAAUAUUGGAGUCAGUUUAUGAUGGUGGAACAAGAAAACAUCGAUCCUAUGCAUGUCAUUGAAAACUCAAAUGCCUUUUCAACACCACAGACACCAGAUAUUAAAGUGAGUUUACUGGGACCGGUGACCACUCCUGAACAUCAGCUUCUCAAGACUCCUUCGUCCAGCUCCCUGUCACAGAGAGUCCGCUCCACGCUCACAAGGAACACUCCCAGGUUUGGGAGCAAAAGCAAGUCUGCCACCAACCUUGGACGACACGGCAACUUUUUUGCUUCUCCAAUGCUGAAGUGAAGUCAUGUUUCCUGUUACCUCCCAUCACUUCCUGCAAAGAAGCGCGCCUGUACUCUGUAUCUCUAUGUACAUCUCCUCUCCCCAAGUAAUGUAAUAUCAACACCUUGUGCAGUGUUUGCUGAAGCUUUUGGUAGGAGAUCUUUAUGGGAUUCCUUAGAAGGGGUGAUAUGAACUUCUUUUUGAUUCUUUUGGGGUUAGGUGAAUCCCUUUGACUUAAAACCAAACAUCGCUCAUGGAAUUACAUGUCUCUGGUAUUAUUUAGAACUAAUUUCCCUGAGCUAAUGAGAGCAAUUCUCCCUCUUUGCUGAGAUUGACUUCUCUCAGGUUGAGAGGAAGGAAGGGUCUGGAAGGGUUUGGAAGAUGGCUCCUUCUGAGAAUUUGAAAUUUGCCUUUCCCCCAUUAUGAAGUGAUCUUUUUCUUGGAAUCUUCAUAAAAUAGGAUAGGAGGAGAAAGAAACUAGAGAUUGAAGUAUGCUUGGCUUUAAUUUGAAUUGAUUAGGUUUAAUAGUACAUUUAUGUUUUGAUUUUUGUGGGGUUUUUUUUGGAGGGGACAUACCCAGUGGUACUUGGGGACCAUUCCCAGCUCAAUGUUUGUGGGGUUACUCCCUGGCUGUGCUCUGUGGAUUGUGCAGUACUGGAGAUGGAACUGGGUCUCUUGCAGAGAGCAUUGAGCUAUUUCUCUAGCUCUACUUGUAUUUAUCCCUAAAGGGCCUUGGGCUGGAUUUGGGGCUUGGUUGGGGGUCAAAAUCAGUUUGUUCUAAGUCAAAUUCAUUCUGUUGCUUGACCGCCAGUUAAAUACACACACAACACACACACACACACACACACACACACACACACGUCCCCUCUUAUCCACUGGAGCCCUUCUUCUGUCUGGUAUCCUUACUAACAAUUAAAAGUAGGCUGUUGGGGCUGGAGCAAUAGUAUAGUGGAUAGGGCGUUUGCCUUGCACGUGGCCAACCCGGUUUCGAGUCUCAGCAUCCCAUAUGAUCCACCGAGCAUUGCCAGGAGUAACUCCUGAUUGCAUAACCAGGAGUAACCCCUGUGCAUCACCAGGUGUGACUUAAAAAGCAAAAAAUAUAAAAUAAAAAUAAAAGUAGGCUGUUAGGGAAGAUUGUCAGUAUUUUGUGUGGCAAGAAAAGCCAGUCUUGGCCUGGUAUAGCAGGUAGGGUACGUGCUUUGCACGCAGCCUACUUGGGUUUGAUCCUGGCACCCCAUAUGGUUCCCUGAGCCCACCGGCAGUGAUUCCUGAUUGUGGAAUCAGGAGUAAGCCCUGAGCAUCGUCAGGUGUAGCCGCCCCCUCCUCCCCCCCCAAAAAAAAGAAAAUCUAAACUUUAAUAUUUGUUUUCUUUUGGGGGGAACUAGGAGGUUGCUCCCAGCAGUGCUCAGGGGGCCAUUCAGUGCUUGGCAUCCAACCUGGUCCUCCUGGUUGUGCUCCGGCUUACUGAGCUCUCCCCAGCCCCAGAGCUAGUCCGUAUGUCUUUGCACUUUGGAUGCUGAAAUCUCUCUGUGAAACAGCCACAUCUAGAUAAAUAUGAACUUUUUCUAAUAUUAAAAUUACUUCUGGGGCCAGAAUGUGGCUCACUGGUAGAGAGCACUUGCCUUGCAUGUGUGAAGCUUGAUCCCUGGCACAGCAAAAAAAAGAGGAAAAAAAAAUCUAUUAUCUAUAAGAAUUAUUUUCUAUAGUGUUUUUAA